This is a messenger RNA of Anopheles marshallii, 504 nucleotides long. RefSeq names its product general odorant-binding protein 84a (gene Obp84a). Bases 1 to 504 code for a protein of 167 amino acids. NCBI's taxonomy places the organism in Eukaryota, Metazoa, Arthropoda, Insecta, Diptera, Culicidae. The record is from RefSeq and is a predicted model, not a curated record. Gene Ontology annotation, molecular function: odorant binding. The transcript has 3 exons.
AUGAACCACCGUGCCGUCAAACCGCCGUUGUACGCCCUGCUACUGCUGGUCACCCUACAGGUGGCCCUACCGGAAGGGGCGCACGGUUGCAGCAUGAUGAACAACGAUAACGCCGAACAACGGGGUGCCCUACUGGCCGAUCCGGCCACCACCAAAAAGAUGCCCGAAAUCUCCAUGCAGGACGCGGUGGCACAGUGCAACCGUACCUUCGUCAUCCAGCCCGACUACCUGUCCGAGCUGAACGAAACCGGAAGCUUCCCGGACGAAACCGACCGGAUACCGUUGUGCUUUAUCCGGUGCUAUUUGCAAACACUCGGCAUCCUGACGGAGGACGACAAGGUUAACAAGGAGACAGCGCUGGCACUGAAUUGGGCCACCUCCGGCGAAACUGUGGACGAGUGCCUGGACGAGAUGACUGGAUCCGGCUGCGAGAAGGCAUACUUCUUCACGCGCUGCAUCAUGACACGGGCCCUAGUGGAUGGGAAAAGCAAGGAUAAUAAGUAG